Notothenia coriiceps (black rockcod) is the source of this 5297-nucleotide messenger RNA. It is a transcript of the gene kcnh6a, whose product is annotated as potassium voltage-gated channel, subfamily H (eag-related), member 6a. Gene Ontology annotation, biological process: regulation of heart rate by cardiac conduction; membrane repolarization during cardiac muscle cell action potential; regulation of ventricular cardiac muscle cell membrane repolarization. The record is from RefSeq and is a predicted model, not a curated record. NCBI's taxonomy places the organism in Eukaryota, Metazoa, Chordata, Actinopteri, Perciformes, Nototheniidae. The coding region runs from base 449 to 4105 and encodes 1218 amino acids. Gene Ontology annotation, molecular function: inward rectifier potassium channel activity. Gene Ontology annotation, cellular component: plasma membrane. The transcript has 16 exons.
UCUCUGCCCUAAGGAUCGUGCAGUGGCCAAACUUGAGAGAGAGAAUGCUGAGAUAAUAUUAACAAACUGAGAUAUCCCGUCUUUGUUCUCAACUUCUUCUCCCUAAACAGGUUCCGUCUUCUCCCUUGGGAAGACAACAUCGUAUGGGAGCUGUUGUUUUUUUUGGAGUAAGAGAUGUUGAAUGGGUUUUUUGCAGUAUCCUAGAAUACUUUUUCUUAAAGCAUUUACUGCGUCUUGCAUCUGCUAUCAUCCUGGCAACCAGACCUGCUCUCCAUCCUCUUCAUCCCUCACCAUCAGUUGCCUCCUAUCCCUGAUUUUUGACGCUCCAAGUGGUUACAGGCUUUUUCUCCACAGGUGGCACUUCAUUACCUGCUUUCUAUUCUAUUUUCUAUUUUUACUUUUUUAGUAAGGUUUAUGUGUCGGGGAAAUAUUUUCUCUCAGAACCGAAAUGCCCGUGAGACGCGGCCAUGUGGCGCUCCAGAACACCUACCUGGACACUAUCAUCAGGAAAUUCGACGAUCAGAAUCGCAAGUUCCUCAUCGCCAAUGCCCAGAUGAAGAACUGUGGCAUCAUCUACUGCAAUGAAGGCUUCUGCCAGAUGUUUGGUUUUGCCAGGGCGGAGAUCAUGCAGCAGCCCUGUACCUGCCAGUUCUUGGUGGGGCCCGGCACCAUGAAGAGUGCCCUCGCCCAGCUGGCUCAGGCCCUGCUCGGCUCCGAAGAGCACAAGGUGGAGAUCCUCUACUAUGAUAAGGAAGGUACCUGCAGACCAUGCCUGGUGGACAUUGUGCCCGUAAAAAAUGAGGAAGGAAUUGUCAUCAUGUUUAUUCUCGACUUCCAGGAGCUGAUUGAUCCAUCUCUCAAAAAGUCAGGCCUCAGGAACAGAGUCACCCAAGGACUGAUUUACUGUCAGAAUCGCAGGAUGAAGAUGAGGCUGCCGAUGCUCCGGUCAAGGCGACGACCUUCACUUUCCAAAGAUCAAUUUGAAGGAGUGGUAGUGGACUACUUGCAGCCAAACAGCGAGGAAGUCCCCCUCAGAGAGUUUCGGAUCCCGUCCAAGGAGAGUUGCAUGCAGUCUGAGACAGAAGCCCUGAUAGAACAGGACCUGGACCCCCCCUCCCCUGCAGCCCAGCCCUCCACCAAGCGGCGCUCCCUGCUGACAGACCACCUCGACCCCGGGAAUGCCUUCCCCCGAGGAGCCUUACCUCUGAGCUGUUCUCGGGACAGUGUCCGCAGCCUCAGACGAGCCUCGUCACUGGAUGACAUCGAUGGCAUGAGGGCAGAAUGGAGCGAUCGGCCUGGAGACUCCCGAACCAACAGUAGUGAGUGUCUGACUUUGUGGUUAGAAAACAGGAAAUUACAUCUGAAGCCGAGCGUUUUGAACUCCACGUCAGACUCGGACCUGAUGAGACAUCGAACCAUCGGCCGCAUUCCUCAGGUUACUCUCACCUUCGGCUCGGACAGGAUGAGACCUCCUUCCCCAACGGAAAUUGAAAUCAUUGCACCCAGCAAGAUUAAAGACCGAACUCAAAACGUCACAGAGAAGGUCACACACGUCACUCAGGUGUUGUCUCUCGGUGCUGACGUUCUGCCAGAGUACAAGCUCCAGGCCCCUCGCAUCCACAAAUGGACCAUCCUUCACUACAGUCCCUUCAAAGCAGUAUGGGACUGGGUCAUCCUGCUGCUGGUCAUCUACACCGCCAUCUUCACACCAUACUCGGCCGCCUUCCUUCUCAACGAGGUGGAGGAAGAGCGGAGGAGAACGUGCGGCUACACCUGUGACCCGCUCAACGUAGUGGACCUGGUGGUGGACGUCAUGUUCAUAGUGGACAUCCUCAUCAACUUCCGGACCACCUACGUCAACCAGAACGAUGAGGUGGUCAGCCAUCCCGGACGCAUCGCUCAGCACUACUUCAAGGGCUGGUUCCUCAUCGACAUCGUGGCCGCCAUACCCUUCGAUCUGCUCAUAUUCCGCUCUGGGUCUGAAGAGCCUCAGACAACAACUCUGAUUGGAUUACUGAAAACAGCGCGACUGCUGAGGUUGGUCCGAGUGGCCAGGAAGUUGGACCGUUAUUCAGAAUAUGGAGCUGCAGUCCUUUUCCUCCUCAUGUGCACCUUUGCCCUUAUUGCUCAUUGGCUGGCCUGUAUCUGGUACGCCAUCGGCAACGUGGAGCGAACAGGUUCAGCCCGCAUCGGAGGCCUCAAGAUCGGCUGGCUGGACAACCUGGCGGACCAGAUUGGUAAACCGUUCAACGACAGUGAUCCAACCGCAGGUCCAUCCACCAAAGACAAGUAUGUCACAGCCCUGUACUUCACCUUCAGCAGCCUGACUAGCGUGGGUUUCGGAAAUGUCUCACCCAACACCAACCCAGAGAAGAUCUUCUCCAUCUGUGUCAUGCUUAUUGGCUCUCUGAUGUAUGCCAGCAUCUUUGGUAACGUGUCGGCCAUCAUUCAGAGACUAUACUCAGGAACGGCACGGUACCACACCCAGAUGCUGCGGGUCAAAGAGUUCAUCCGUUUCCACCAGAUCCCAGGCAGCCUGAGACAGAGGCUGGAGGAGUACUUUCAACAUGCCUGGUCCUACACCAACGGCAUCGACAUGAACGCUGUUUUAAAGGGUUUCCCUGAGUGUCUUCAGGCUGACAUCUGCCUCCAUUUGAACCGGUGCUUGCUGCAGAACUGCAAAGCUUUUCGAGGUGCCAACAAAGGCUGCCUGCGAGCUCUGGCCAUGCGAUUCAAGACCACCCACGCCCCACCGGGUGACACGCUGGUCCACAGUGGGGACAUUCUCACCGCCCUCUACUUCCUUUCCAGAGGUUCUAUAGAGAUCCUUAGGGAUAAUGUGGUGGUGGCCAUACUAGGGAAGAACGAUAUCUUUGGUGAACCCAUCAGUCUUUAUGGGAGGCCAGGCAAAUCCAGCUCUGACGUCAGGGCUUUGACCUACUGCGACCUUCACAAGAUCCAGAGAGAGGACCUGCUGGAGGUGAUGGACAUGUAUCCCGACUUCGCUGACAAGUUCUGGACCAACUUGGAGAUCACAUUCAACCUGAGAGAUGCAGAUAGAAUACACCUACCAACCCCUGGCAGGGACUCUGAUUGUGACUACCGGCGGACAAGGCGUCGGAGAAGAUCCCUGCGUCGCCGAAACCGACCAGACGGCAUGGACCGUGAAGACUCGUACCCCGAUCAGUCCUGCACAGUAGCCAACCACCACCAAGGCAUGAUGGCAGGAUCCCAUUGGGAAGACAUCUGCAGCAGUGCUAGCAACUGUUCGCAGUCUAGUGAUGAGGAGAUGAGGCCUGUGGGACACAGCAAGGGGGAGCUGUACCCCACACCGAGGAACACCAGAGACUACCCCCCCGUGGUCAACGUCCUGCCGCACAGUGGACCCUCAGCUGGGAUGGGACCGCCUGUUGACCCCGGAGGACCACAAUACUCAGCAGCAGCCCCGAUCAGCAUGUCCGGCCUGUACGGUUACUGGCCGGAUCGCAAAGCCAGCCAGUUCUCAGAGAGUCAGAGACGAGCGUCCUCAGUCAGAGCCAGCUUCCAGCGUCCACCCUGCCCUGAAGCUCGGCCCAGCGAGCUGGGGUCCAGACUGGAUCUGCUGCAGUCCCAUUUGAACAGGCUGGAGACCCGAAUGACUGCAGACAUCAAUGUGAUUCUACAGCUCCUGCAAAGGCAGAUGGCCCCGGUGCCUCCAGCCUACAGUGCUGUGUCCCCCCGCCCUCACCCGCCUCCCCCCACCACCCUGUUCAGCGCAGGAGCAAUCCACACUGUCCCUCUGAUCCCGUCUGUCCAGAUCGGCAGCACUGCCUCGCUCCUACAGAGUCCAGACUCGGACUUCAACCCUAAGUCUAGGGACUCUCUGUCCAGCGGGAUCCAUCUCACUGUGGCCUCUGAUGACACGAUGUCCAUGUCGCCAGAGGCUGUCCCCCCACAUCUGCCCUCUGUGGAAAUCACCCCUCCUCAAUUUUCAGGACCCCAGGAGCUUCCUGGACUGUUAUGUGUCAGCCAGCGCUUCCCCUCCCUCCCUGAGCACCUGGAGACCUCCAGAGCGCCGCAGGAGAUCCAGAGGCACGUCUCUGACCCUGGGCUGCCGGGGAGCUAGAACAGCAAACACCUCACAAAAGCCUGGUCCUUUGGAUGGGACGGCCAUAUGUUCCCCGUUCUGUUACUUCCCCCUCCCUUCAAACCUCCUCUGUCCUGCUCAGAUGCUGCUGUAGGGCGUGGGAUGCUUGCCUUCCACGUCCCUGAGGGUUCAGGGGCCCCCUGUUUCUGAUGUUCGGACUCUACAGCGCCCUGACAGGUGGCUGCGGCUUUGUGAUUCAGCAUCCCUUCACACCCGAGGUCCUGUGCAAUAAAGAGAUUAUUCCUGCCCAUCAGGGUCGGAAAACGGUGGUACACGAGUGGACAGUAAACACAUACAAACAUAUACAUGCGUUAUGCAGUCGUCGGAUCUGAAAGCCACACAAACUGCAUCUCAGACAAAGGUUUCUGUGAAGAGAAGUGAAAUGUCUUUUAUGUUUCACAUGAAUAAUUAUCUGCAUUCACUUUCUAUAAGAAUUGCACAUUUAGACUUGGUAGAAUGUAAUCAUUUAUUUGGAAUAUAAUUUAUUUUCCUAAUAUUAGAGAUGUAUUGGUCACAUUAAGAACAAUACGUCUAGUAAAUGUGAUGAACUAUAAGUGAUAGAGUUUUGGUGUACGGUGAAAAAAUAUCAAAAGGCAUACGGUAGCUGUCUGGCACACUGUGAAGGGUGAUGGGUUCAAAGAAUAUUGUCAUUUUCAUCUCAUUUCAUGUUCUGACAUUAAGACAUGAAUCUAGAGACGUGUUAGCAGUCAUCAUGAGAAGGUAUUACAGCGUACAAUGUCAUAGUUUCUUUUAUAUUCACAAAUAGCUCUAUCAGUUCUGUUUCAAUCAUGACUGCUGAGCUGUUUCCCCCCAUUUCUGUGUGUCUAUAUCUGCUCUGUUAAACUCAAAUGUGUCAAUGUCUUUUAUGGUCACAUGACUUCAUAAUGCUCCUGAUUUUGUGUUUUUCUGAAAGUGCCAACAUCAGAGGAUUUGUAUUCUAAGCCGUGAUUGCAGAAGGUUGUUUUAAUGAGUAGCACGUGAAGUGGAUAGUCACUGUGAAUCACAUACAGACACACAGACACAGAGAGGUCCUCAAGGCGCCUUUUGUUAAGAUGAUUUCACAGCUCCAACUACAGGGUGAAUGUAAUGACUUUUUAAGCAUUUAUAAAUAACUGUAAUGUUUUUUGAAGCACAAAUUCCUGUUCUUUAUCUUUUUUUAGAUUAAAGACAC